Messenger RNA from Brachypodium distachyon (stiff brome), 2339 nucleotides. Its product is annotated as QWRF motif-containing protein 2. The record is from RefSeq and is a predicted model, not a curated record. Gene Ontology annotation, molecular function: microtubule binding. NCBI's taxonomy places the organism in Eukaryota, Viridiplantae, Streptophyta, Magnoliopsida, Poales, Poaceae. Gene Ontology annotation, cellular component: nuclear microtubule; centrosome; cytoplasm. Gene Ontology annotation, biological process: spindle assembly; centrosome cycle. The transcript has 6 exons. The coding region runs from base 129 to 1922 and encodes 597 amino acids.
AGUUCACUCCCCGAAGCGGCUCGGAUGCUCUUGCUGCCGCUGCUCAUCCCAUCUUGAAACCCCAAACCCCCCAACCCACGCCGAACCCGUCCCCCGUCCCGACCGAGAUUCCGCGAGAUCCCGCCGCCAUGGUGGCUGCCGGGGCCGCGGCGCCCCGGCCGAACCCUUCCCCGUCGCCGCACCGCCGCCGCGCCGCCUCCGCGCUCUCCCCGUCCAAAUCCACCAACGGCAAUGCCGACGCCAGGAGCAGCAAGCCCAAGGCCAAGGCCGUCCCGUCCCGCUACCUCCUCGCGCCCUCCUCCAAAUCGACCUCAACUUCCACCUCGACCUCGACCACCACCACCUCCUCCUCGACCUCGACAUCGGCCUCCACGCCCUCCCGCCGCUUCGCGUCGCCGCUGCCGAGGCGGUCCGCGUCCGUCGACCGGUCGCGCCCUGCGGGCAAUGCCGCCGCUGGCGAGGCCGCGGGGCUCAAUGGGGCUACCACUACGACUACGAGGAGCCUCUCCGUCGCCUUCCAGGGCCGGUCCUACUUCCUGGAGACCAGCAAGGCGAAGCCUGCCUCGUCCCCUUCGCCUGUGCGUCGGCCUGUGGUGACCUCGGCUGCUUCCACCACGCCGGAACGGAGGAGGCCUUCUGUGGGUACGGUGCCAGAGAGGGGGAAGGGGUUCGAAGGAGGCCAUAGCCACCAGAGGUGGCCAAUGUCGGCACAUGGGUUUGAAGGGAAUCCACUUACCAAGAGCUUGGACUGCUCUUUGGACAAGAGGGGUGCUGCUGUCCUGGCUGCUGUCCGUUCGUUGCGGCAGUCGAUGGCGUUCGACGAGGGGGUGCGACGCCCUUCGUUUGAUGGUGGGGAUUACUUGAUGUCAUCAGACACAGAGAGCUUGUCGUCAGGGAGCAAUUCUGGGUCCCAGGAUGCCGGCAAUGGUAUUGCCAACAGAGCACGUCGGUCGCCAAAGGGGAUGAGUGUGCCCGCACGGUUCUUGCAGGAUGCUGCGGGCAGCAGGUUGCAUCGGUUUGCCGACCCAGGCACACCAUAUGUGACCCAUAAUUCUGGGCUGGCAUCAUCGCCUCGGACAGCCCCUGUGAAGAAAUCACUGCUGAAUGGGUUUGCUUCGUCUCCACUGAACAGACCUGUCAGGCAGUCUUCACCAAGUAAGCUUGUGGGCAAUUCAUCCAGGAGAAUGUCAAGUCCAUCACGUGCGAGGAACUCUGUAGGCGCGAGCGCAUCACUGGGAGAUCAACAGGGAAGAAGCUCGUCUGGUUACGGUAUUGAUGGCCAAGCAAGGAGAAGGUGGCUUGGGGGUAGCAAGGUUGAUGGGGAGCACCUUUUGAGAGUUUUGUGCAAUCGACAUUUGCAGUGGCGGUGUGUAAAUGCGCAGGCAGAUGCUGCACUUGCUUCACAGAAGAUGACUGCGGAGAAAGACUUGUGUGAUGCAUGGAUUACUACCCUAGGCAUGCGUAAAUCUGUUGCUCUUAAAAGGUUUCAGCUACAAUUAUUCCGAAACAAUUGGAAACUCAUGACAGUUCUGAAGGGGCAGAUGGCGUAUCUGGAGGAGUGGCCUUCAUUAGAGCCGGACUAUGCAGAUUCUUUAUCUGGAAUUGUGGAUGCUCUAACUGCUACCAUUCUUUGCCUUCCUGUUACCGAUGGAGCAAAGGCUGAUAUCCAAGAUGUGAAAAAUUCUGUUGGCUCUGCAGUUGAUAUCAUGCAGACAAUAGGAAAUUCAAUAUGUACUUUACUGGCUAAGCUAUCUGGGACAAGUAUUUUGGUGUCUGACCUUGCAAAAAUUGCUAUGCAAGAACGUUUGCUAAUGGAUCAGUCCAGGGAAUUGCUGUCCACAGUUGCAUCAAUGCACGUCAAAUACUGUAGCCUACAAGGGCAGCGAGUACAGACAAGUCACAGGAGGCUCAAGCAUUCCUAGUUGACACUACCUCACCCACAGGAGGCUCAAGCAUUCCUAGUAGACAGACUACUCUUAACUCACUAACCAGAGAGCGUAGGCGCAGUUGCUAAAUCUAAUGGCUUGCUGGGUGCCCACUGAGCGACACGACUCUUUUGAAGAAGUUGGAUCGGCCGGUCAAUGCAGUCUAAUCAAGUUCCAGUGCUCUUGUCAAGGUUGGGGCUCGCUAGGUUCUGAUCGCUGAAUGUAACCAAGCUAAGGCCUAAUCUAUGCAAAACAGAUGAAGUACGACGUGUAUAUAUAGCUGUAGUUGCUUUUCUUGGUUUUAGAUGAGCAUUAGGUCUAAUACUAGCUAGCUAGUUAGAUUGGGUUCUUCCUUGUUCGUCAGAUGACCUUCUGCGCCAUGGCAAUGCAAUAUAUCUUUCUGUUGGUACUCAA